UGGGCGUGGCCGCUGUGCUCACCUGAGCUGUUUUCCGCUUCACACACCGAGACGUUCGAGGCUACUCACGGAUGUGAACGUGGUGUCCGUUCAGAGAUUUAGACAGGACAAAAUUCACAGAUAAGCGACCGUUUCCUCUCAUGAACGACUACAUGGAAAUCUCAACGGAUGGAUUAAGUGUUUUGCUGCGUGUGGAAUAAACGCCUCACUUCUGUACAACGUCUGAGGAAGUAGAGACAAUGCAGGUCAUUCGUCUUACACCGGAUUACUGUCAAAAUGGGACAGUAAUCAGAUUGCUUUGCCCAAUGUCCAGCGCUAUGUGCGCGAUUGACUCAGGAAAAGCCAUCAACUGGACUUUCAACCCUGAAAACAACUCCACUGUAGCUGGGCCAGCCCUUGCUACAGACAAAUGGAGCAAGUCCAAUUUCUGGAUUGGCCUGACCUUAGCCGUGCUCUCAGCUUUUCUGAUUGGAGGAAGUGUGAUCCUGAAAAAGAAGGCACUGCUUCGUUUGGCUACAAAUGGUCAUACCAGGGCAGGAGAAGGAGGCCAUGGGUACCUGAAAGACUGGCUGUGGUGGGGUGGACUUUUGACCAUGGGAGGAGGGGAGGGAGCAAACUUCGCAGCAUACAUGUUUGCUCCAGCCACUGUGGUCACCCCUCUGGGAGCCCUUAGUGUCCUUUUCAGUGCAGUGCUGUCCUCCCACCUCUUUGGGGAGACAAUGAACCUGCUGGGGAAGCUUGGCUGCAUGCUCAGUCUUCUGGGAAGCACCAUAAUGGUCAUACAUGCACCAGAGGAGGAAGCAGUGACAACUUUGAGAGAAAUGGCGGAUAAAUUGCUUGACCCAGGUUUCCUUGUGUUCGCCAGCAUCCUUCUUGCGGCGUGUUUGGUUCUUAUCUUCUACUUCUCUCCUCGUGUUGGUCAAACCAACAUAUUAGUCUACAUAAGUAUCUGCUCAUUGCUUGGAGCUUUCACUGUGUCUUCGGUGAAGGGCCUGGGCAUCGCCAUCCGCACUGCCUUCUCCGAUCCUUCCGUCUUCCGCCACCCCCUCACCUGGAUCCUUCUGCUGGCCUUAGUGUCCUCCAUUGUCAUCCAAAUCAACUACCUGAACAAGUCGCUGGACACCUUCAACACGCUGCUGGUGUAUCCUAUCUACUAUGUCUUCUUCACCACUGUGGUCCUGACUACUUCCAUCAUUCUGUUCAAAGAGUGGGGAUCUAUGUCAGGGGUGGAUGUUGUGGGCACUAUCGGGGGCUUCCUGGUCAUUGUGCUGGGGGUAAGCAUGCUACAUCUUUUCAAGGACCUUCAUGUGUCUCUGGAGGACCUGAGGAAUAACCUGUGCCAGCCUCAGGGGCAGCACAGCCUAGCCAAGCGGGAGGACAAGCAUAUCCUCAUCGAAAAUGUAGACAGCCUUCCACCAAUGAGGGAGGAAGGCCCAAGAGUCUUCAUUAUCAGCUGAGCGGCACAUCAUGUACACUGUACAUGUACAUCAAGAGUAGGGCAGAGUGGACUAUUUAAAUACUUCAUGUUGUGGUUUUGUUAGGGGUGUAAAGGCUGUUCAUGACGAGGCUUUUACUGCUUCUGAGGAUCAGCUGUGAUUAAACAAAGCUCCUGAGCUUAAUAUUUGCAUUUUAUAAUGCAAUCCUUUUUAUUUGAUCAAAAUUCUGCAAACAUUCUUCAUGUCUUAAAUUUACAUGAUUUAAAAUCAUGUAUUUCUAAGCCUUAAUUUAGGUGUUUUUUACUAUUUUUGUCUGGAUUGCUUAACCAUGGUUGUUCACAAUAACUUUUCAUAACAGUUUGUGAAAUCCCCAUAACAGUGCACAGUUUAAAAAAAAAAUUGCACAUUUCCUUUUGAUUUUACUCAAAACUUUUUUUUGUAGGUGCGGGCAAUAAUAUCAAGAUAUUUCAAGACAGUGAAUGUGUUUACAUGCACUUAAUCCGAUAACUGCAGAAAAUCACAGUUUGUCAGUAAUUUGUUCAGUGUGUUUACGUGCAGUUGAGUAAUCGAAUAAUGGGAAACUCCGGGUCUACAUGAGUCAGGUAGUAGUCAGGUUUCUGCUUUACAACCAGCCAAUAAACUUGCAGAGGAAGACGUGACAUAAAUGUAAUACAAACUCAAACAUCAUGCUGCAGCUUUUUUUUAACAUUGUGUCACUUCAGUGGAAAAUAUGAACAUACAUCAUCCAUAGAUGAAGAAUAUUUAAAUCCUUCAUUUCGUCUAGCAUGUUGCGGUUUAUUUUCGGCACAUGCGUAGACUGAGGACAAACGAAAGAAAUCAGUGUAAAAGUACACAUCCGCUGAGAAUCUUGAUUACUGAGAUAAAAUCCAGCUCUUUAUCGGAUUUCUUAAUCGAAUUUCUAAGUCUUAAUCCAGUCUAAGAAAUCGCAGUAUGCUGUUUACAUGACCACUUGAAAAAUCAGAUCACUGCUGAAAUCCAUAAUGAUCGUAUUAUUAAGUGCAUGUAAUGGCGCUCAUUGUCUCGAUACAUUAUAUGCAUCACAGUAUUUUGUUUUUUUUUAGAUUUGUUAAGUUGGAACAGACAAAAAAGGAACCAAUAGUGCCACAUUUUUAAAAACUCAAGACUAAGUAUGCUCCCUUUAAUGAAACAUGCCUGUUGGUCAGUGUUCUGUGCUGUCGACCAAUAUUCUCGGGGUGGGCGAUAUUGAAAAAAUAAUAUAUCACAGUACUUAAAGAAAUUAUCAUGAAAUCUAUCAAUAUUUUGACACACAAAGUGUGCUAGUAGUGUCACAUUUAAAAACUGCUAUCAUAAACUAUGAGUACAAUAAUUAUCAUUCAACAUUUCACAUACUGUACUACACUUCUGCUCUCUUUGCCAUAUAGUUUGUCAGUUUUCUGUAAGCACUUAAAGGUAACUGACAAACUACAUGGCAAAGAGAGCAAAAUUAGUCCUGUUUGAUUUAGUGUUAGUAUUAACAUAAGUACUAAACAUGAUAUGCUCAGAAAUGCAUAUUGUGUAUAACAAUAAACUCAAGAUAAUGAUUAUAUUGCCCAUCCCUAUUGUAGCAAUGUGAUCAAAUUUAUCAUGUAAACCAUAACUAUAGUCAUGUUGGCCACCCCUAUUUUCAUUUAUAUCCUUUUUAAUUUAUAGGUCAACACUGAAAGCCAACAUUUUCAGAUGCUCAUUUAAAAUGUUAAUGUUAUUUAAUUGAGACUAAAUAUAGAAAACUGGAACAUGCUUAUAUUGACUUAUAUGAAAAGAAUGCAUUGGUCAGUUUUUAGCAGUGUUCCAGUUGGCUUUACUCUAUGCUUUUGAAACGUGUACAGAGAGUUUGAAGUGGUUGAUGGAAUUUUGAAUGUUGUAAAGGAUGUGUACUGUAAAGUUGUUGAAGACAUGAGGCAACAGCUGCUGAAAUUGCUGAUGCUGAGGAGUGUCCAUGAUGCAAGAAAAUGUCAGUACAUCAUAAAUACAAACACAUUGGUUUAAUAAACAGUAAUCCAUGGCAGUCGUUUUUCCCCACAAUAUUUGUAUCAUGUUUGUGCAGCAGAUUGACACUGCAACCUGAUUAACCAGUUAUACUUCAGAACAACUGAGGCUAAUUACUGCAGAGAGGAAUUGGUGCCAAAUUGACAAGCAAUCACUAGACUGAAAAAACUUGAAAUGCAAUGCAUGCAUGAUACUACUUUUCCGUAGUGUCAUGCAGAACACAUGCCAAAAUAAACAGCAAAAUCUGUAUUACGUUGUUUUCACUUCAUCCGACCUCUGUACUGAAAAAUAACACAUGAGGAAAUGUUGGAUUCAUGUCAGAAUGGAAUACGAUCCAUUUUGAAAUGUAAUGAAGGCACAGCUUUUACUUUCCACUGUGCAGUGCUUCAGUGUUAAAUCAAUGUAACAAACCUUACUUUACACUUUGGCACACGUUUCUACAUGUUACUGUUUAAACACAAUCUCAUGUGUGCAUUGCAUUUCACUGUUUUGGUUGCAUUUCAGUGAGGCAGGCAAAUACAUUUGAAUAUAUCCAAAAUAUGUAUUUCAGUGUUUUCACUGUUAUGAUUGUAUUUCAGUGAGGCCACUCCAUUUAGAGUACUGCACAGUGGAAAGCGAUAUAGCCGUGAUUUUAUAUUUCAAGGGGAUUGUAUUCAACUUUUGACACAAAUGCAUUUCAUUUUCAUACAUGGAAAUCUUUGUGUACUGUUUUUCAGUAAAGAGGUCAAGCAAAGUACAAAUGAUGCAUUAGAGGUUUUGUUUUUCAAGUUGAUAGCUAGUCUGCAUGUCAAUAUAGAGGGGUAC
Messenger RNA from Colossoma macropomum (tambaqui), 4247 nucleotides. It is a transcript of the gene nipal4, whose product is annotated as NIPA like domain containing 4. Gene Ontology annotation, biological process: magnesium ion transport. Bases 240 to 1457 code for a protein of 405 amino acids. NCBI's taxonomy places the organism in Eukaryota, Metazoa, Chordata, Actinopteri, Characiformes, Serrasalmidae. The transcript is spliced from 6 exons. Gene Ontology annotation, molecular function: magnesium ion transmembrane transporter activity. The record is from RefSeq and is a predicted model, not a curated record. Gene Ontology annotation, cellular component: membrane.